Fundulus heteroclitus (mummichog) is the source of this 2315-nucleotide messenger RNA. RefSeq names its product EI24 autophagy associated transmembrane protein. The record is from RefSeq and is a predicted model, not a curated record. Lineage: Eukaryota; Metazoa; Chordata; Actinopteri; Cyprinodontiformes; Fundulidae. Bases 238 to 1263 code for a protein of 341 amino acids. Gene Ontology annotation, cellular component: endoplasmic reticulum. Gene Ontology annotation, biological process: macroautophagy. The transcript has 11 exons.
CCAGGUUUCCGUGCGCAUCAUGUUUUGGACGGCCCAUGCAGACAGGCGGUGUAUAUCUGGUGUUUGUUGUUGUCACAUUAGGAGAGUGAAAGACAUCUGUGACGGAGUCAGAACCGUGAACGUGUCGCAUGAGGUAAGGAAGGUUGCUACAUGAGCCCCACCCUGCCAUGAGAGCAGACCACCAGGUUACCAGCCACCCCUCCUUCUGCAGUUGAUGGAUCUGCAGCUGGUCCAGAGAUGACAGACAGCGUCAGGGCCUUCGUCCAGAAUGUCGCGACGGGGAUCAAGGACUCCAUACUGGGGAUUGGAACCAUCUCCAAGCUGGAUGCUCGCAUCCAGCAGAAAAGGGAAGAGCAGCGGAGAAGAAGGGCCAGUGGAGCCCUCGCACAGAGACGGGCGCAGAGUGAGGAACGCAAACCGGACAAUGAGCCUAAAGUAGCCAGCAGGAUAUUUCAAUGCUGUGCUUGGAAUGGAGGAGUGUUCUGGCUCAGUCUGUUUCUCUUCUACCGGGUCUUUAUCCCCCUGCUGCAGACCCUAACAGCAAGAAUCAUCGGUGACCCCUCCCUCCACGGCAGCGUGUGGUCCUGGUUAGAAUUCAUCCUGACCUCCGUUUUCAGCGCUCUAUGGGUUCUCCCCCUCUUCGUCCUUAGCAAGAUAGUGAACGCCAUCUGGUUCCAGGAUAUAGCUGACCUAGCCUUUGAAGUGUCUGGCUGCAAAGCUCAGCCGUUCCCCAGUGUCAGUAAGAUCAUCGCAGACAUGCUUUUUAACCUGCUGCUCCAGGCGCUCUUCCUCAUUCAGGGUAUGAUUGUCAGCCUGUUCCCCAUUGAUGCCAUCGGACAGAUGGUUAGUCUCCUCCACAUGUCUUUGCUCUACUCCCUGUAUUGCUUCGAGUAUCGCUGGUUCAACCACGGCAUCGAGAUGCACCAACGACUGUCCAAUAUCGAGAGGAAUUGGCCAUAUUACUUUGGCUUUGGUUUACCCAUGGCUCUGCUGACUGCCAUGCCCUCCUCUUACAUCAUCAGUGGCUGCUUGUUCUCCAUCCUCUUUCCUCUGUUCAUCAUCAGUGCUAAUGAGGCAAAAACACCAACAAAGCUAUAUCACUUCCAGCUGCGCCUCUUCUCUCUGGUCGUGCUGAUGAGCAACAAGCUUUUCCACAAGACUGUCCACCUGCAGUCCUCUCUGACGCCGUCUGCCUCAUCGGAGAAGCUGUCCUCACCCCACACCUCCCCGAACCGCCACAGACUGCCGCUGCACAGCCAGUGAUGGGCCCACAUGAUAUCAAGCUCCAUUUGGCUUCAGUUAGUGUGGGAGGAAAAAAGGGAUUCUUCCAGAAGGAUUGUCCUUAAAGAAGAUGAUAUGCAAUGUAAGAUGAAGGGUUUAUGUAGAUAAUCUGAUCUUCGGCUGUUGGGUUCAUUUAAGGUCCACACCAGGCACAUUUUGACUCGCGCCUCACUCUAAAUACAUUAUGGAAAUGUAUACCGCUGUAACUUUAAUUUUCUUUGAUAUUUUCUUUCAGGUUUAGUUGUUUUUUUUGUUUUUUGUUUUUAUAAUGUGCCAUUUGAGUGACACUUCAUAACAACUUGCAGCCCAAGACUCCAUAUAGUUUUAAUAUUGAGCAAAUGUACUAUAAUUAGACUUUUUACCCUCUUUGAAAGACCUCAGUUGCAUUUAGAAUGAACAGCAACAGCUUGGUUUUACCUGCAGCGUGUUCUUUAGUAUCCGCAGCUUUUAUUGCACAUGGAUGGUGUCCGAGGAGUUUCAGAAACAAACUUGCGAAGCUAUAAGAGUGUUUUUGUUGUUUGUUUGUUUUCUUCCUACUUUUUUGCAAUCUCUCAGCAGUUCAAGCAGUCCUAUGUUGCUGUUGGUCAUUGGCUGGUCAUAGUGAGACAACACUGCCAAACCACUGCAGGUCUCUUCUUUUUCCCUUCAGCCACAACCAUGCAAAGCUCUACAAUAAACAGGGAAGUUAAAUAUUUAAGGCCUUUGUUUUAGAAAAUAGGUGAUCAACCUCAUUUGGCUAAACCUGUGUCCUACCCAGAGAGCUGAUGUCAUAACUAAACCCCAAAGAUUUUUUUUUUUUUUUUUUACUUUACAUAAUUUCAGUACUUCCUAAGCCUUCCUUCAGACACCCUAGCCCACUCAGUAAUCCUUUCUCUUUCACUUAUCAUGCUCAUGGCUGUAGACAGGGGCAAUGAUUUUGAAAAAGUGUGCAAUUCUAAAAAGGAGCAUAGUGUUAGUGGUUUUAUUGUUUUCCUUUUUUGUAAAAGUAAAGCAUCUAAUUUCAAUAAAAUUUGGUCAGUAUUCAAUGUUCAAAA